Messenger RNA from Anopheles merus, 2089 nucleotides. Its product is annotated as extensin-like. The coding region runs from base 526 to 1695 and encodes 389 amino acids. NCBI's taxonomy places the organism in Eukaryota, Metazoa, Arthropoda, Insecta, Diptera, Culicidae. The record is from RefSeq and is a predicted model, not a curated record. The transcript has 2 exons.
GCCGAAAUCGCUCUCGUCGAAGUGGCCCAUGUCGGGCAGAUAGUACGGUAUCGUUUCGACGACCACGUUCGGGCCGGCCUGGACCUGCUGGACGUUGCUGAAGAAUGGCACAAUGAUAUCGUCGUUCGCUGGCUGCGGUAUCUCGUUGUCGGAGAAGAUCUGCAGGCCGUUAAACUGGUAGCCUCGCUGCUGCUGCUGCUCGCGGUAGCCGUCCUUGCCAGCAAAGAUGCCAGCGGCAAACCGGUCGACGGUGUGGCCAGCACGCCCAGCAAGCCGCCGCCGCCGCCGCCACCACAGCUACACCCAUCCGGCCCGUCCAAGCCGCCGACCACCGCAACGAAGAAAGCAUCCUCGCACGGUAAGCGCGAGGUGGCCAGCGCCUACGGACUGCCGCACUACCAGCCGUCCCACCAUCGCUACUCGUUCGCGGGCCAUGCGCAGCCGCUCGGCGAGUUUUACGCACCCCCGGCCACCAGCCACGGCUCGUACAGCUACAGCAUCCCGCAGCAUUCGCCCUUCCCGCCCAUGCACGGUUCGUUCGGUGGCCACAAGCUUUACCUCGGUCCGGCGCCAUCGCUCACCACCAGCUACAAGUACACGCCGGCCUCUUCGCACGCGUUCUUCGCACCGGCGGUCGGGCAGGGCCACCAGUUCACCGGUGGGUUCGGUGGUCCCGAGCCGACCCACUUCAAGUACGGCAGCAGCUUCGGCUCGAAGGAGCUGUCCGAUCUGCUGAAACAGCUGCACUCGGUGGGGCCGCUCACGAUCAAGGCCAUCCCGGCGAGCUACGCGUACGGAUCACCGUUCCCCGAGCAGGACGCUGGCCACCCUAGCCCCUCGGUCGUGCUCGAUAGCAGCGCUUUCCACCUGAAACCGAUGCCACUAAAGUUCCACCCGGAGGUGGCCAGCUUCGCCCAUGGCGUGAGCCUUCCGCAAGCGGCCGCCCUUACGGCACCGGCCGGUCCAACGUCGACGUCUUCCACGUACGGCCACUUGGCACACUCGCUCGGGCACGAACCGUCGUACGCGAGCGGUGUGAAGGGGCUGCGCCAUUACUCCAGCUCCCCGAACGUCCCCGCCAGCGAUCUGUACUCGGGCAACAAGUACAUCUCCACGCUGAAUCUACACCAGCCCACGACGGCCACGAUGGUGUCGCCCCUGCACACCUCCGUCCACUCUACGGUCGGAGGCGGCGGCAGCGGCAGCAGCAGCAGUGCGCACCAGAAGCCCUUCAAACCGUCCACCUACCUUGGCUCGACGCACGAAACCAUCUCGGCGCCCUCCACCUCGCACACCGGCGCGUAUCUGGCGCCCUCGCUGCAGUACCUGCCCCCGGUCAGCAAAGGGGCACCGUUCCCGCCCAAGCUCAGCUACGACUCGCCGGCCAAGCAUGGCUACCUGCCACCAGCUCCCCCGUCCACCAACGCGUACCUUCCCCCGCCGCCAAAACCGGCCCACGGAUAUCUGCCACCCGUGCCGAGCUCGAACUACCUUCCACUCUCUGCAUCUUCUGCACCGUCCGGAUCGCACGAAGACACUGGCCGGAAGCCGUCAGGACAGCAGCAGCAGCACCAUCACCACCAUCACAUCCACCACGGCAGCGAACAGUCGAGCGAAAGUCUCGAGUACAGUGGAGCGACCGCCGCCGUCCCUACGCCAACGGCCGUGACAGCGUCGCACCACUGGAAGCACUAGUCGGCCAGCGUCCAGUCCAGUCCUGCACCAGCUGCAAUGCGUCCAGGUUUCUGUACAGCAUUUCCCCAUCUGUUGCUUCCGACCAAAUGACCAAAUGGUGCAAAAAAAACGGCAGCAAAACAACGUGGACGAGGAUGGGGAAAAUGUGGCGAUCAACGAACGGUAACGAUCGCAUAUACAUAUCAAAAGCCUUAAACAGAUCGUUGGUGUGACGUGAAGGAGGAGGCUCGUUUGCAACCGUUGCGAACGAACGGCUGAUGAAUGCGCCACUGCAGCACGGAGAGGUGCGCUGCAAAGUCGAGAUUGUUAGAUUGUAACGAUAACUUAUAACUGUAGAAUCCUCCUCUUUUAAAUGAUAAACACGGUAUCGUUGAUGUUUCCUCGUCACCGUUUA